CAAAGAGGGGCGGAGGAAGAGGGCAUAAAGGGACCAAACUGGGACCAAACUGGGACCAAACUGGGACGGAACUGGGAGAGGCGAUGGGGAAAGAGGAGCGGUUGGAGAUGCGGAGCGCCCCUCCCCCACCCCGGAGGAGGGGGGGAAAAAAGGAGGAGAAACUGCAGGAGAUGAAGAAAGAGAUGGAAGUGGAUGAUCACCGGUUGGACGUUGCGGCGCUGGAGCAGCGCUACGGCAGCAGCUGCACCAAGGGCCUGGCGGAGGCGGUGGCGGCCGAACGCCUUCUCCGGGACGGUCCCAACGAGCUCCGUCCUCCCCGCGGGACCCCCGAGUGCGUGAAGUUCGGCCGUCAGCUGGCGGGGGGUCUCCAGUGCCUCAUGUGGGUGGCGGCGGCCAUUUGCCUCAUCGCCUACGGAGUGCAGGAGGGCGAAGGAGACCGCGGGAGCUCCGACAACCUCUAUCUCGCCAUCGCCCUCAUCGCCGUGGUGGUGGUCACCGGGUGCUUCGGGUAUUAUCAGGAGUUCAAGAGCACCAACAUCAUCGCCAGCUUCAAGAACCUCGUCCCGCAGCAAGCCACCGUCAUCCGCGAAGGGCAGAAGCUCCAAAUCAACGCCAACGAAUUGGUGGUGGGAGAUGUGGUGGAGAUCAAAGGGGGAGACCGAGUCCCGGCGGACAUCCGCAUCCUCUCCGCUCAGGGCUGUAAGGUGGACAAUUCCUCCUUAACGGGAGAGUCGGAACCCCAAACGCGGUCCCCGGAGUGCACCCAUGAGUCCCCCCUGGAAACGCGGAACAUCGCCUUCUUCUCCACGAUGUGCCUCGAAGGGACGGCCGUGGGUUUGGUGAUCAACACGGGCGACCGCACCAUCAUCGGCCGCAUCGCCAGUUUGGCCUCGGGGGUGGAGAACGAGAAGACGCCCAUCGCCAUCGAGAUCGAGCACUUCGUGGACAUCAUCGCCGGCCUCGCCAUCUUCUUCGGCGCCACCUUCUUCGUGGUGGCCAUGGUCAUCGGGUACCCUUUCCUCCGCGCCAUGGUCUUCUUCAUGGCCAUCGUCGUCGCCUACGUCCCCGAAGGCCUCUUGGCCACCGUCACGGUGUGCCUCUCGCUGACGGCGAAGCGCUUGGCGAGGAAGAACUGUGUGGUGAAGAACUUGGAGGCGGUGGAGACGUUGGGGUCCACCUCGGUCAUCUGCUCGGACAAAACGGGGACCCUCACCCAGAACCGCAUGACCGUCGCCCACCUCUGGUUCGACAACGAGGUCCACACGGCCGACACCACCGAGGACCAAUCCGGUCAGAGCUUCGAUCAAUCGUCGGAGACGUGGACCACCUUGAGCCGCGUCAUCACCCUCUGCAACCGCGCUCAGUUCAAAGCCGGGCAGGACAACCUCCCCGUGGCCAAAAGAGAGGUCAUCGGCGACGCCUCGGAGACGGCGCUGCUGAAGUUCGCGGAGGUGACGGUGGGAGCGGUGAGCGAAGCGCGAGGACGGUGUCCAAAGGUCUCCGAACUGCCCUUCAACUCCACCAAUAAGUUCCAGUUAUCGGUCCACGAAGUUGGAGAACGUCAACUGUUGGUGUUGAAAGGAGCUCCGGAGAAGGUCCUGGAGCGAUGUUCUACGGUGCUCCUCAAGGGUCAGGAGAUCCCCUUGGACGCGCAGUGGAGAGAGGCCUUCGAGGGGGCCUACGCCGACCUCGGUGGCAGAGGAGAAAGGGUCCUCGGGUUCUGCGCUCGGUGGCUGCCGGGGGGGACGGUGGCGGUGGGGACGGAGCCGGAGGUCCUCCCGGAGGUGGCGGUGGGACUUUGCUUCGCCGGAUUGGUGUCCAUGAUCGACCCCCCGAGAGCCACCGUCCCUCAGGCGGUCCUCAAGUGUCGCACGGCCGGGAUCCGGGUGAUCAUGGUGACCGGAGACCACCCCAUCACGGCCAAAGCCAUCGCGGCGGCGGUGGGGAUCAUCUCGGAAGGAAGCGAAACCCCCGAAGAGGUCUCCACGCGGCUCCGAAUCCCCAUCGAACAGGUGGAGCCCAGACAAGCUCGUGCCCGCGUGGUGACGGGGGCGGAGUUGGCGGCCAUGACACCGGAAGCCCUGGAAGGUCUUCUCCGCGCCCACCCGGAGAUGGUCUUCGCGCGGACGUCCCCUCAGCAGAAAUUGGUCAUCGUGGAGAGCUGCCAACGCCUGGGCUCCAUCGUGGCGGUGACGGGGGAUGGGGUCAAUGACUCUCCGGCGCUGAAGAAGGCGGACAUCGGGGUGGCCAUGGGCAUCGCCGGCUCCGACGCCGCCAAGAACGCCGCCGAUAUGAUCCUCCUCGACGACAACUUCGCCUCCAUCGUCACCGGCGUCGAGCAGGGCCGCCUGAUCUUCGACAACCUGAAGAAGUCCAUCGCGUAUACGCUGACCAAGAACAUCCCCGAGCUGACGCCAUAUUUGAUCUACAUCACCGCCAGCGUCCCUCUGCCCCUCGGCUGCAUCACCAUCCUCUUCAUCGAGCUCUGCACCGACAUCUUCCCGUCGGUGUCGCUGGCGUACGAGCGGGCGGAGAGUGACAUAAUGCACCUGAAGCCGCGGAACCCUCGUCGCGACCGAUUGGUCAACGAACCCCUGGCCGCGUACUCCUACUUCCAAAUCGGGGCCAUGCAGUCCUUUGCCGGCUUCACGGAUUACUUUGUGGCGAUGGCGCAGGAGGGGUGGUGGCCUCUGCUCUGCGUGGGCCUUCGCCCCCGCUGGGAGGACCCUCACCUGCAGGAGCUCCAGGACAGCUACGGACAGCAGUGGACGUUCGAGCAGCGGCGCUACCAGCAGUACACGUGCUACACCGUCUUCUUCAUCAGCAUCGAAAUGUGCCAAAUCGCCGACGUCCUCAUCCGCAAAACCCGGCGCCUCUCCCUCCUCCAGCAGGGCCUCCUCCGGAACCACAUCCUGGUGGUGGCCAUCGUGUUCCAGGUGUCCAUCGGCUGCUUCCUCUGUUACUGCCCCGGAAUGCCCAACGUCUUCAACUUCAUGCCCAUACGGUUCCAGUGGUGGUUUGUGCCGAUGCCCUUCGGACUCCUCAUCCUCAUUUACGAUGAGAUCCGCAAACUCGGGGUUCGGAGACACCCGGGAAGUUGGUGGGACCGAGAGCUCUAUUAUUGACCCCCAAAACUGGGAACCCCCAAACUGGGAACCCCCAAAACCUCCUUUUCCCCCACCCUGAACCCCAUUUUUCCCCCUUUAAACCCCAUUUUUCC
Molecule: messenger RNA, 3220 nt
Organism: Cuculus canorus (common cuckoo)
Lineage: Eukaryota; Metazoa; Chordata; Aves; Cuculiformes; Cuculidae
Gene: ATP4A
Product: ATPase H+/K+ transporting subunit alpha
Exons: 23
Coding region: 84-3125 (1013 amino acids)
Biological process (GO): intracellular potassium ion homeostasis; proton transmembrane transport; intracellular sodium ion homeostasis
Cellular component (GO): membrane
Molecular function (GO): P-type sodium:potassium-exchanging transporter activity; ATP binding; ATP hydrolysis activity
Source: RefSeq, a predicted model, not a curated record